Capsella rubella is the source of this 1085-nucleotide messenger RNA. RefSeq names its product methylesterase 1. The coding region runs from base 96 to 905 and encodes 269 amino acids. Gene Ontology annotation, biological process: jasmonic acid metabolic process; salicylic acid metabolic process. Lineage: Eukaryota; Viridiplantae; Streptophyta; Magnoliopsida; Brassicales; Brassicaceae. The record is from RefSeq and is a predicted model, not a curated record. The transcript is spliced from 3 exons. Gene Ontology annotation, molecular function: methyl jasmonate esterase activity; methyl salicylate esterase activity; methyl indole-3-acetate esterase activity.
CCGAAGACUUUUUGUUAAUUCUCUCUCCAUGCGCAAAAGAUCUCUAUAUAUAUUUUGUGUGCGUGUGCGUUUUAGAAGAGAAUAGAAAAAUAUCAAUGGUCAGAAGAAUGAGUGAAGAAAAGACGAAACAACAACAUUUUGUACUAGUACAUGGUUCGUGCCACGGUGCGUGGUGCUGGUACAAAGUUAAACCACUGCUAGAAGCUGCUGGCCAUCGUGUAACGGCCGUGGACUUAGCUGCCUCUGGUAUAGACCGAACCAAGUCCAUCACUGACGUCUCUACAUGCGAACAAUACUCAGAGCCAUUGACGAAGUUGCUGAGAGCAUUACCAAAUGAUGAGAAGGUUGUGCUCGUUGGUCAUAGCUUUGGUGGCUUGAGCUUAGCCAUAGCCAUGGAAAUGUUUCCGAACAAAAUCUCUGUGGCUGUGUUCUUGACUGCUUUCAUGCCUGACACCAAACACUCACCAUCCUUUGUCUUGGAAAAGUAUGGAAGCAACUUACCAGGGCCAGAAGCAUGGAUGGGCACCGAAUUCGAACCUUAUGGUUCAGACAAUUCCGGACUGAGUAUGUUCUUUAGCCCUGAGUUCAUGAAGCUCGGUCUCUACCAGCUUUCUCCAACUGAGGAUCUUGAACUUGGACUGCUUUUAAAGAGGCCAGGAUCAUUGUUUAUUAACAAUUUAUCGAAGAUGAAGAAUUUUUCUGAUGAAGGAUAUGGAUCUGUUCCUCGAGCUUUCAUUGUGUGCAAAGAGGACAAAGCUAUCCCAGAACAACACCAAAAAUGGAUGAUUGAUAAUUUUCCGGUUAAUCUAGUGGUCGAAAUAGAAAAGACAGAUCAUAUGCCAAUGUUCUGUAAGCCGCAGCAACUAUGUGAUCACUUCAUGGAAAUUGCUUACAAAUUCGUUUAAUCAAUCUUCAUGAGAAUGUAUUGGAUUUUAUAUAAUAAGGGUUUGUUACAAAUGUUUUUAAAGCUUCAGAUUGUGUUACUCUAUAUGAGAGUUUGGUAUUCACCUUAAUGACAUAUUUGUCAUAUCCACCCUACCAUAUGUUUUACUCGUAUUUUUCUUGAUUGCCAUAUAUAUGUUAUA